UGUUUGAGUGCGGAACUAACCACGCCAUACAAAAGAGCUAAAAUGGCGCUUCAAAGGAAAAAAGACGGGGGCCCGAACGCAAAAUUUUACGAGACUGUAGAAACAAUCGCACAGUUUGAUUCAGUUCGAACAUGGCUGUAUAAAAACUGCAAAAAGUUUACUCAGGCUGAUCCACCCACCAACAAAGGACUGGCCAAUCUCACUGUGCAGUUGCUGCAGUUUCAAGAGGAAACCUUUGGCAAGCAAAAUACAAACCCAGCCCUCACAAAGCUUCCAAAUCGCCUGUUUCUUGACUUUAAACCUGGAGGUGCUUUAUGCCAAAUAUUUGCUGCUGUUUACAAGUUUAAAAGUGAACAGGGAUGGAGACGUUUCGAUUUCCAGCUGCCUUCCCGAAUGGAUCGCAAUGUUGAGAUGUUUAUGCAGAUUGAAAAGUCACUUGUGAAUCAGAAAUUACUGCAGUUGCCAUCCAUUUUCAUCCGACCAGAUGUGGACAAAAUCUUGCAGCCAAAGCUGAAAGAUAUCAUCAAGAGACAUCAGGGAACCAUUGCAGAUAGUGAGGAAAAUGCUACACACAUUGUGUACACGCUGCCUUCUCAUCCACCACCAGAUGAGGAGUACUUCAGGCCUGUAAUGAGAAGAGAUCGUGACUGUAUGGUGCACUGGUGGUAUUACCCAGAAAGCUACGAUACCUGGGUGACUGAUGUAGUCCUUGAUUAUAAUAUUGAACCACCAGUCCCAAAGCAGCGAGAUGGUCCUUGGGAGGUGUCAGCUCGAUGGUUGUUGGAUUUGGAAGAAUUCAAUGAGUGGAUGACGGAGGAAGAUUAUCUGGUUGAUGAUGAGUUUGAGCCGGAAACUAAAAGGGGCAAAAAGUCUGGCUUGUUGCGACUAACUAUGGAAGAUAUUCAUGAAAAUCAGGACUCUGACAGACAGGGAAAGCGGCAGAAGAAAACUGCCAAGCGUAAACGCUCACCAUCUCCACAACAAGAAAAGCUCAAGAGGAAAAGCUCUCGUACUUCAGCGAUCAGUGGCCCCAGGAAGAAGGGGCGCUGGGAAGAAGAAGAGGAAGACCUCACCAAAGACAUGGAGGAUCCACCCUCUGAACCAAGCAUUCAGGAGGUGCAGUUAGCUAAGCAAGUUUUCCCAAUAGUACCUGGAUCACGAAGUCAGAGAGACACAGAAAAUCAGCCAAUCAAAGGAGGCACUGUCAUGGACCUUGAUGAAGAAAUGGCUGACAAGGCAGAGGUCCCAAUGCCAGAAACUGCGACAGAUGAUGUGGACAAAAAACGUGAUGACAUGGAUGCAGAUGACACAUUGACUGAACAGACACAUCACAUUAUCAUACCCAGUUACUCAGCCUGGUUUGACUACAAUGGUAUCCAUGCAAUUGAGCGCAGGGCUUUGCCAGAAUUUUUCAAUUCUAAAAACAAGUCAAAAACUCCUGAAAUCUACAUGGCAUAUCGAAACUUCAUGGUGGACACCUAUCGUCUGAACCCGACUGAAUACCUAACAAGUACAGCCUGCAGGCGCAACUUAGCAGGAGAUGUUUGUGCCAUUAUGAGGGCUCAUGCUUUUCUGGAGCAAUGGGGACUAAUAAAUUAUCAGGUAGAUGCAGAUACAAGGCCAACGCCAAUGGGUCCCCCACCAACGUCACAUUUUCAUAUCCUGGCUGACACACCAUCUGGCAUUGCCCCAAUCAACCCUCCUCGAAUUAAUCAGCCAUCAGCAGCACAGCAGGUGGUGGAUCUUAGUGAUAAAAAGGAUAAAGAGGCAGAUGGAUCUCCAGGCCUUGGUUCAUUUGGGCUUCGAAUGGAUGCGUAUGCCAAAAAGAUGCUCAAGGACAAGGGUGCUGCGGCCAAGUCACGAGAAUGGACAGAUCAAGAGACUUUACUCUUGCUGGAGGCGCUGGAAAUGUACAAAGAUGAUUGGAACAAGGUCUGUGAGCAUGUUGGAAGCCGCACACAGGAUGAGUGCAUUCUGCACUUCUUGCGAUUGCCAAUUGAAGAUGGAUUCCUUGAGGAUGAUUUUGGUGGUCACUGUGGAGGAUUAGGACCUCUGGCAUAUCAACCAAUUCCAUUCUCACAAAGCGGGAACCCCAUCAUGUCUACUGUUGCCUUCCUGGCGUCUGUUGUCGACCCCAGAGUUGCAAGUGCAGCAGCCAAGGCAGCCCUUGAUGAGUUUUCACGGAUGAAAGAUGAGGUUCCUCCAACAUUAGUGGAUGCUCACACAAAGAUGGUUGCUGAGGCUGUGAAAGAGGGCAAACAGAUAACGCCUGAAUUUGGUCUCAGUGAUACAGGCAUUGCUGGCACGGGAAAUGACCCUCCAGAUGAUGGUAAAUUAGAAGAGACGAAGGAAGAUAAGAAAGAUGAAACCACAGAAAAGAAAGAUGAAAAGUCCAAGGAGGAGACGAUGGAGUUGGAUGCAACAGAGAUCAAGACUGAGGAUGAUCAGAAGGAAGAUAAAAAAGAGGAGAUGGAGAAAGAUAAAGAGGGGAAGGACAUGAAAGAAGAGACUGAGAAAGAAGAGAAGAAAGAGGAGAAGAAGACUGAAGAAGAAAGGAAAAAGGAAAAAGAUGCAGAAGGUGUCACAGAAGAAAAGAAAGACAGUGAAAAUGGAACGCCUGCUGCUUUGACAAAGACCGAUGAGGACAAAGAUAGACCAAGAGAAGAGAAGAGUCCUGAGAAGAAAGCGGAGGAGGAGAAACUACAGGAAGAUGCAGCUGCUAGCAUUUCAACAGCUGCAGCAGCAGCAUUAGCUGCAGCUGCUGUAAAGGCGAAGCACUUAGCUGCAGUGGAAGAGCGAAAGAUAAAGAGUCUUGUGGCACUGCUUGUAGAGACACAAAUGAAAAAGCUUGAAAUAAAACUGCGGCACUUUGAGGAACUGGAAACAAUUAUGGAUCGUGAGCGGGAGGCUCUGGAGUAUCAAAGGCAGCAGUUGCUUCAGGAGAGACAGCAGUUCCACCUGGAGCAGAUCCGUGCUGCAGAGUAUCGAGCACGUCAGAUUGCAAUGACACAGUUGGCAGCUGAGCAGAGACAGCAAGCUGCAUCUACAGCCUCUCCUGACCAGGGUGGCCAGCCAACAUCUAUUGUAGCAGCGGGAUCGGCAGCUUCUCAGAACCCAGCCUUGGCAGCAGCUGUCGGACAAGGGGGCUACCCAAUGCAUGGCUCCCCCAUGCCUCCUCAGGGACCUCAGGUUCAGGCCUCCACCAUGUCGCAAGGCUCCCCAGCCCCUCCUACUCCAGCAGCAACCUCCAGCACAGUCCAAACAACACAGUCUUUGCACCAGGCACCUUUGUCGAUUGGAUCCACAGGUGGGCUAGCUUUAUGUUCAGGUGCCAAAGAUUGUUCUUCCUCUCCACCCAACCAGGUGUCAGGUGAAGGAAUGGAAACAGGUGAGGGAAAGCCCCCUGCCUCACCCUUGCCUUCAUCCACUGCCUGUGCCCCAACCUCAGGUCUCCCCCAGUCAGACCAGUGCUGCUCAGAAGAGCAGCAGCAGCAGCUCACUCCGCAGGCUGACUCUCAGAGCAACAACAUAUCUCAGCCAUCCAGUCUGGAACAGGAAACCCAGGCUUCCUCCAUACAGCUGCCAGCUACUCAGACACAAACCAUACCACCACUGGUGCCUCUUCCAGAUCAGGGCGAAGGUCCUGGAGGGACAAGUGAAGGUUCAGAAAACAGCUGCACAGUUCCAGGUUCCUCUUAACUUAUGUCACAUGCUUCCUCAUUUGUAUUCAUUUCAUUUGGACUGGCACAUCCAACACAUUUUAAAUACAGAUACAAAGACUAUGUUGGUGCUCUUGCUUGUGUUACCAGAGCAGUUGCAAAGUAGUGAAGAUGUGUACAAAGGAGGUAGAAGGCUGAGUGUAUGUUAUAGAAUGCCACGUUGCUUUACCUGAAUCAUUUUUCAGAUGCCAUAACAGCUGUUUUUGUCUAAAAUCUUACAACUACUCUAAAGGGACAGCUGAAGCUAAAGCUGCCUUUAUCCUUUCAACUCAGCUGUGGUAAAAUUGCUAAGAUUUAGUUAAUCUUGAGUGUUGACACAGGCAGACAGUCUCUUAAUAGUCACUGGCCUAUGGGAGGCCAAGAACAAUGAAAAAGGCAGAGCUCAGAACAUUUCUAUUUCUGUGGUUAAAAAUAAAAUGUUUAUUGAAUCUCAGCAUGUUCUACAUGCAUGCUUUCUUACAUUUCUUGCACACAGAACCUGGCUAUUUUAGAUUUAAAUCUUGUUGCCUGGUAUAAAGAGAACAAUUCAAUCGGAGAGAUGUAACUUUUUUUUGGAGGGAGGUUGUGAUGAUGGUAACCAAAUGACUGUUUGAUGGAAAAUUUCAGCCUGGUUUCCAUUUGUGGUGAAUUUUCCUGUUUGAUGGACUUUGAAAUGAAAACACUUGUAGAAAAGACUAUUUUCUUGCUUUACUGUAGAAAAUUGUGUAACAAUUCAUGAUUGAAUAAAGUUGGUAAGUGGUAAGAUUUUAUAACAGUGUUUCCUAUCCUUAAAAUUCAAUGAUUUUUAUAUUCACAUUUAAAAUUCUUUGAAGGUUUUCAGACCACAUAAAAUUAUUGGGGGUUUUAUCGACCAGCAGCAGAAACAGGUGCACCUCAAUAUGCAUGCAUUUAUAUUGUGAUGUUGAUCCUUGAUGUGCAAAAAACUGCUUUAAUAGGUGUCAUGAUUUUAUACAUGACCUCACAAGAUUUGAUAACUAGCAAUGACAAAAUAUUAGGUGAAGAAACUUGUUAGAAGAUAUUUUGUUUAAGAAAAGAGGCUUUGAUACCUUACUCUGUAAUUUCUUUAUGGAAAUAAAAUAAUUUUUUGGUUUUUGGUUAGUCUGCAUUUGCACCCCACAAAUGCUUGCUAUUAAGCAUGGAAAUUGCGGAAGUGUAGUAGUUUUGGUCAUGAUUUUUCUUAUCAUGUAUGAUAAAGUAAACACUGUUGUCAGCAAUCUGAUCUGUAAUUUUUAUCACUGUAAGAAGUUAGCAACAUGUACAUAGAUAAAAGUACAUUGUGUCUGUGCUAGGUGUGACGAUAUUUGCAUGUUAUCCCACUUCAUAUUUUUCGCUUCAUUAGAGAUAGACCAUUUUUUAAGAAAAUCUUUUUGAAAGAGUGCUGCAUAAUGUGUUCACACUAAUGGAUGUAGAUGAAUGCUAAAUAGAUAUCUGAAUACCUGGUCUGGCAUCUAAGUCAUGAAAACCCUUGUAAUCUUCCUGUCUGUGGUAAACAUUUUCAACAAUUCGUCAGUAGCAGAUUGCUCCAUCAAAGGCAGCCCUGUUAAAAUGAAUGAGAUUUUUCAUUUGAAACAGUUGUUUUACUCCAUUCUACUUUGACAACAUUAACAGUGUGUAUACUCCAUUCUCCCAUUAAGUCAGCCUCAAUUGAAUAAUUAUGAAAGUCAGUUUCGUCUUUAGAAAUGUUAUCAUAUAAUAUUUUGAUUGCAUCCUUCCACACAUUACCAUCUCUUUCAAAUGUUUAUGAUCAGAAAUGUUUCACUUCAUUUUCUUUUUAUUUGUUCAAAUAGCUUAUGUAGUUAGUAAAGUAUCUGGAUCCAUUCAUUGAAUCACCAUUGUAUCGUGGAAGUGUCUGAAUAUAAUAAAUUGUAUUUGAUAUAA
This is a messenger RNA of Pomacea canaliculata, 5597 nucleotides long. RefSeq names its product SWI/SNF complex subunit SMARCC2-like. Gene Ontology annotation, biological process: positive regulation of DNA-templated transcription. Gene Ontology annotation, cellular component: SWI/SNF complex. NCBI's taxonomy places the organism in Eukaryota, Metazoa, Mollusca, Gastropoda, Architaenioglossa, Ampullariidae. Gene Ontology annotation, molecular function: histone binding; DNA binding. The record is from RefSeq and is a predicted model, not a curated record.